GCAUCUCUUUCCCGGUCAUGCGCACAGGAGCCCGCUUCUCAGUUAAGCGUCAGUGCCAUGACAACAGGACGAUGGCUUCAAGAAAGCGACAAAUGUGAUUUUUGCCACAACAACGAGAAACAGACCUCCACAAUUCAAAGAGUUGUUUGUGUACUGGAAGACGGGCCAUGUCUCUGUUCAAGGCACGUGACUGGUGGUCGGCAGCUCUUGGCGAGGGGGAGGAGUUUGACCAGGGAUGCAUCUGUGUGGGAGAUGUGGACAACAGCGGCACUGGACAUGACAAGGUGGUGGUGGGCAGCUACAUGGGCAUGCUGAGGAUCUUCUCCCCUCAUGCCAGCAAGCCCAGCGAGGGGGGCCAAGGCUCAGCCGAGGCCCAGCUGCUAGAGGUUCAUCUUCAGAAUGCCAUCAUCCAGGUGGAAUUGGGGAAGUUUGUCUCGUGUUCGGAUCUUCUUCACUUGGCUGUCCUGCACCCCAGGAAGCUGUCAGUCUUCUCUGUUUUAGGAACGGCAGGGAACGUGGAGCACGGCGACCAGUACCAGGUCAAACUGGUUUACGAACACAACCUGCAGAGGACCGCCUGCAACAUGACCUAUGGUGCCUUCGGAGGAGUCACAGGCCAUCACUCGCUGUGCAUCCAGUCAAUGGAUGGGAUGCUGAUGUUCUUCGAGCAGGACAGCUACUCCUUUGGAAGGUUCCUCCCGGGCUUCCUGCUUCCCGGCCCGCUGGCCUACAAUUCCAGGACGGACAGCUUCCUGACUGUGUCCUCUGCUCGCCAGCUGGAGAGCUACAAGUACGAGACCUUGGCCGUGGCCACAGAGGCAGAACGUCGUCAGGAUCCCGAUCUCCCCCUCAAGAGUGGAGGCAAGAGGCUGAGUCCCGACUGGACGUUGGUCCUGGGCGAACAAGCCCUCGACAUCUCCGUGCCCUCCUCCUCCCACUCCUCCUUCUCCAUCUUUGUCCUGGGCGAGCGCAACCUCUACUGCCUUCGAGACAACGGGCAGAUCCGUUUCAUGAAGAAGCUGGAGUUUAACCCCAGUUGCUUCCUGCCCUACGCCUCCUUGACGGACGGCACCACCAACCUGCUGCUAGGCAACCACACCAACAUGCUGCUGGUUUACCAGGAUGUCACCCUCAAGUGGGCCGCCCAGCUCGCCUUCGUGCCCGUGGCGCUGCGCGUCGCCAACUUCCCGGAGCUGAGGGGCACCCUGGUCAGCCUGAGUUGGGACGGUCACCUCCUGUGCUCUUACAUGGGCACGGACCCCUCCUUUUUCUCCACCCCCAAGGUGGACUCCAGAGAGGUGGACUACGAGCAAGUGGAUGCUGAGAUGAAGAAGCUGCACAAGUUCAUCCGAGAGGCCAGCAGGAGUCAGGACAUCCUGCGUAAAGAUGAACGUGAGGAGGACCUGACAGUGACGGCAUGCGUGUCAUCCAGCAUGGACAGCCCAUCGGCAGCGCUGAUUCAAGACAUUGAUGGUUUUCCUGUCCCCUCAGUGAGGGUAAAGGUGAAGGUGAAGGCCAACAGUGUGUUCACCUCAUCCAAGCUGACCAUCACAGUUCAGCCUCCACUUGCUGUCACUCAGGACCAGUUUGUCCUCGAACCUUUGGGCGUCGGCACAUCCACAGCUGUGGCGUUUUCCGCUUUCCUCAACGGCCGCUACCCCCCUGCCGACCUGAGCGGAGACAUCACUGUGUCGUACAGCUCGCCUACAGAGUUUAACCCCAAAGGUGUCCCUCAUGUUCUUCAGUCCAGGUUCACGCUUCCCCUUGCGCUCAUCUGCACUGCAUCCUCUCCCAACAAGACCAGCAACUUUAAGAUCACUGUGGACACCAACCAGCCCCCAGUGGACCUCAGCACCGUCUUUCCUGAAUUUGCAGCAAAGUCAGAAGAUAACGAGGGAAAUAGUUUGGCUUUCCACUUCCUGUCGGGCGGCAAUGUGACCGUGUUGGCCUCCAAGACCUCCCAGCGUUACCGCAUUCAGAGCGACACCUUUGAGGAUAUGUGGUUGGUGGUGAAGGAGCUGGUCCACAGAGUUGACCUUCAUUUCUCCAAACUGGGAGUUACCGACUUCAAGAAAAGUGUCAAUGGACCACUUCCCCUGCAGGAGUACUUCUUGUCGGUGGACCACCACUUCCAGCUUCGCGUCAGUGCUCAGAAAUACCAAGACCUCCUGUCCGAGCACGCCGUCCAGUUCAGAGCCAUCCAGCGCCGCCUGCUGACUCGAUUUAAAGACAAAACUCCGGCGCCUCUGCAGAACCUGGACACAUUGCUGGAUGCCACUUACAGCCAGGUGAUGGCGCUAGCAGAGGCGGCCGAUGAGAACCGCUUGCUCCUGGACGAGGCCUUUGUGCGGCUGAGGAGCGCCACCCACUUGUUGGUGUUGCUGCUGUCGCUGUGGCAGGGCCUGACCCCUGACCAGACCGCCAUCUUGGAGGCCACGCUGCUCCCGCUGCUACAGGACACGCCGCAGCUGGGCUGGGAGGAGAGCUGCGAUGCCGCCGUCUCUCACCUCCUGAGGACGUGUCUGUCCCGCAGCCCAAAGGACCAAGCCACCUCUCUGGCCCAGACAGGGGGUCCCGUGCUAGGUCUGCCCCGCGACACGUCCCGCCUGAAGAAGCACAUCACGUUGCUGUGUGAGCGGAUCGGCAAAGGAGGACGUCUGACGCUCGCCUCCGAGGCCAACGUCCAGGUGCCGGCACAGGUCCAGAACCUGGCUGCCCCGGGUGGAGUUGAGCCAAUUUCCGAGCUGGCAGGUGAUGGGGAAGAGGCGGACGUGCCUCAGGACACCACCAAGUUCAUCAAGAAGAAACAACCCUCCAAGAAAGUCAAGAAGGAAAAAGACUCCAAAGAAAAGAAAGUGUCAAAGGAGCCAUCGGAGGGCGCUGUGAAAGAAGACACGGGCGAUGCAGAGGAAACCGUCAAGGAGGCGAAGAAGAAGGAGGGCUCCAAGGAGAAGAAGGAGGCCAAGAAGGAGUCGUCGUCAUCCUCCUCGUCCAAGGAGAAGAAGGAGGUAUCGAAGGAGAAGAAGGAGGCCAGUAAGGAAUCCGGCAAGGAGUCAGGAGACAAGAAAGUGUCCAAGAAGACGUCAGUGAAAGUGAAGGAGAAGAAGAAGGAACCUGAGGCUGGAGAUGGCUGACAUUGGAGCAGAACAUCUCACACACUCAUGGACGCAGUUUAACGUUUAAAUAAUCCAGCAACCACACACACACACACACACACACACACUGUUGUUUGUGAUCAACAAUGAAGUCAACACUUUUUGCUAAACAACAGUCCAACUCUUCUAUAAUCCCAGAAACCCAAACCACUACACGUCCCCGCUCUGGAUCUGACACCAAGCUCCGCCCACUUGCCCCAUUGUGCGGCACCAGACCUGCCUGCUAAGAAUAAGGCGCCCGCCGUGUCCACACACCCGCUGGAUGCUGGGUCGAUCCAGGCCACAUCCUGCAACACACACUUCUGCCCCCCCUCCCGUCACAGUCUGUCACAGUGGUCUUCAAGCGCACGCUGAUGUUUCUCCUCAACGUGCGUCCAUCUUAGCUGCUCCUUCACAGGAGACACAAGACUACAUACGAGAAAACACGAUAAACAUUCCAAGAAACAAAUGUUUAUUUCAAAUGUGUAAAAAUUGUUUAGCGAGCUAGCAAGUGGUUCAGCUCACAGUGGACAGUGGAGAUCGGACGCUGAGUCAGCAAUAAGUGCAUCCCUCACCUUGUGCUGUCCCGUGGAAAGCAAGCAGCUCCACAUUUUGUGAUUUAUUUUUUUCCCCUAAAAAAAAAAAAACCAACAAAAAUGUACUUCAUUAGAUUUUUCUUGAACAGCAAUAAUAUUGCAUUGUCAUUAUGGAUAGUAGACAUCUGGAUCGUAUGGGCGGAGUCAAUAAAAAGAAAGUCAAAAAAGAAGUCAACUAUACCUGUCAACCCUCCCGUUUUCCCUUGGAAACGCCUACAUUUUGCCCUUCUUUUUCCCUCCCGUUUUGAUUCCCGUAUUUUUAAAUUUCGUCAAAAGAAAAACUGUCAGUCGGUUCUGGGGAGUGCUGGUGGGAAGACCAGAAUUCCCCUUAUUUUCCUAAAUUUCCCAUAUUGUGAAAUGCAAAUGUUGACAGGUACAAAGUCAUCCUCCACACCUGCUCUGUGUUGAUGAGAAUCAGUUGUUGGGUGCUUGAUCUCCAUGGCAACGUGGCUAUAAAUACCGUUUGCCAGAUAGCAUGCUGUUAGCACUUUAGCUCGCUUUAGCUGAUGUUGCUAAACUUAGCACAGCUUGGGGUCCCCUCGGCUACAGCGACAGAGAGACGUUUGCCAUCGAUGCAGCGCCGCUUUCCCACAAGACUCUCAGCAGUUCCGGACUUUACCGUCGCUGUGACAAAGAGAAGCGGGUCAGAACACGUGUGAGGUGCUUGAUUGUGACACAAGGACUUUGCAACAUGGAGAAUGUUUUCUCCUCUUGCCGCUAGUCGGGACGCGGAGAGACGAGUCGGGCGAAUGUAACAUUUAGUAAUUAAAGUACGAAAAGAAGCAAACG
This is a messenger RNA of Dunckerocampus dactyliophorus (ringed pipefish), 4519 nucleotides long. It is a transcript of the gene bbs9, whose product is annotated as Bardet-Biedl syndrome 9. The transcript is spliced from 23 exons. Bases 168 to 3134 code for a protein of 988 amino acids. The record is from RefSeq and is a predicted model, not a curated record. Gene Ontology annotation, biological process: cilium assembly. Gene Ontology annotation, cellular component: membrane; BBSome. Lineage: Eukaryota; Metazoa; Chordata; Actinopteri; Syngnathiformes; Syngnathidae.